GCUGGAUCAAUUGUCGUGACAGAUGAGUAGUAUAAAAGCAUCGAUCAAACUUCAAAAACUAUCAAAGUAUUAUUCCAGCGAAAACGGGAAUCAAAUCAAGAUGAAAUUCUUCAUCAUCAUGUCCGCCCUAGUGCUCGUAAUGGCCAGCGCAGCACCCUUCAAUCCGUUCGAUCCGUCCACCUGGAAUCCCGCUGCUGGUGGCAACAACUGGUGGGAACCGCUAGUUCCGCUACUUCAGCGGAUUGCCUCAGCCUUUGACCCGUUACAUAUUUUCACACCCCAGAAUGCAACCGCGGGUUCGGGUUCAUCAGCGGCGGCGAAUGAUACCAACAGUGGUUAGAAUCUAGUAUGUCACAUCCGGAUCAGGUCAGUUCAGAGGAUGAAAAAAUUAUAACAUUGUUUGGCAUAACUCGCUGGUUUGAAUCGGCUGAAUGUUUAUCUGAUAAUUCGGAACACAUACAGAAGGUGGAGCACGGACCCUUCGAAAGCA
This is a messenger RNA of Sabethes cyaneus, 490 nucleotides long. RefSeq lists its product as uncharacterized. The transcript has 2 exons. NCBI's taxonomy places the organism in Eukaryota, Metazoa, Arthropoda, Insecta, Diptera, Culicidae. The record is from RefSeq and is a predicted model, not a curated record. The coding region runs from base 23 to 340 and encodes 105 amino acids.